UGACAGUUCCACUCCGUUUAUGUAAUAUGACAGUUAUACGUCAAAGUUUCAGCUAAAACAUAUUUAAAUUUCAAUAUUAAUGGCUGCAUUCAGAAACCAGCAGUUCUACAAACUACUCAGGCCAAUGGUUACUAUCAGAAGAACGAAUGCGCUUCAAGCAAAAAACAAGAACUCACCUACGAAGGUGAAUAUCGAAGACAAAGUUGCCGUAAUAACAGGAGGUGCUUCGGGAAUAGGCUUCGAAAUAGCCAAAGAAUUCCUCAAGGCAGGCAUGUCCGCUCUAACUAUAAUAGACAACGACAAGAAGAAGUCGGAGGAAAGUUUAAAAAUACUUUCCGACGAAUUCGGGGAGGAAAAAAUCCUGCUGGUCGAAGCGGACGUCGCAGACACAGACCAGAUGGACGCUGCAUUGAGGAACGCCGUUCUGCACUACCAGACGAUCGACAUAAUAGUCAAUAAUGCGGGAAUAUUGGAUGAUACCAAGUGGGAGCAAGAACUGAGAACCAAUUUGCGGGGUUGUGUUAUCGGUACAUUGCUUGGAAUGCAAUAUAUGGCGAAAUCCAGUUCAGGAGAGGGUGGGACAAUUGUGAACAUCGGGUCGAUAAUGAGUAUCAUUCCGUCAUGUGGGUUCCCCAUUUACACGAUGACCCAGUUUGGGAUUGCCGGU
This is a messenger RNA of Leptinotarsa decemlineata (Colorado potato beetle), 667 nucleotides long. RefSeq names its product 15-hydroxyprostaglandin dehydrogenase [NAD(+)]. Gene Ontology annotation, cellular component: cytoplasm. Gene Ontology annotation, molecular function: oxidoreductase activity, acting on the CH-OH group of donors, NAD or NADP as acceptor. The record is from RefSeq and is a predicted model, not a curated record. Lineage: Eukaryota; Metazoa; Arthropoda; Insecta; Coleoptera; Chrysomelidae.